AUGGCGGCUGGAAAGUUGUGUAUCCGAGGAAACAAGGAGGAAACUGCAGAGUGGACUGGGUUGUUCCUGAAUGAUUUAAAAACCAAACAAGCAUCUCUGAUCUUUAUCAAGAGGAUGAUGGCUGUGGCUGUGUCGUCCAUCACUUAUCUGAGAGGGAUUUUCCCAGAGUAUGCCUACAGGUCCAGAUAUCUGGAAGAUUUGUGCAUCAAAGUUUUGCGUGAAAACUGUAACACCUCUGGCGCUAACAAAAUUGUGAAAUGGAUGAUGGGCUGCUUUGAUGCUUUGGAAAAGCAGUAUCUCCAGAUUAUAUGCAUCGGGGUCUACACCAAUCCAGAGAACCCUAAUUGUAUCGUUGAGUCUUAUCAGUUUAACUUCAGAUACACUGAAAAUGGACCAGAGAUGGACAUACUCCGGAACAAUGAUAUGGAGUUACAGGUCACUCUGGAAGACACCAAAAAAGCCUCAGUGCUGCUCAUCAGGAAACUCUUCCUGCUUAUGCAGAACCUGGACGCCCUUCCUAACAAUGUCUACCUCACCAUGAAGCUGUACUACUAUGACGACAUCACUCCUGAAGACUACCAACCACCGGGCUUCAAGGAAGGGGUGUGUGACCGCCUGUGGUUUGAAGGAAUGCCCGUGCACUUCAAAGUGGGCGAGGUGAACACAGCCUUCCACUCUCUAAGAGUCCGUGUGUCGGUGGAACAAGGCCAGGUGGAGAAACUUCAGAAAGGGAACUAUGUGAAGGAUUCAAAGCAGGCUUCUCCUGAAGGGGAAACGAUGAAGGAGGGACCGAAGAAAACUGAUGCUGAAGAGGACCUUCCAUCUGAGGAUGAGUCUGCACAGUUCAAGAAACCAAGAAGACCACAGGCAAAGAGGAAAGCCGCUCUCAAAAAUCUGUCAAAGAAGAAGAUAAUUUAG
This is a messenger RNA of Nematolebias whitei (Rio pearlfish), 918 nucleotides long. RefSeq names its product zebrafish testis-expressed 38 (gene zte38). The transcript has 12 exons. Bases 1 to 918 code for a protein of 305 amino acids. NCBI's taxonomy places the organism in Eukaryota, Metazoa, Chordata, Actinopteri, Cyprinodontiformes, Rivulidae. The record is from RefSeq and is a predicted model, not a curated record.